CGCCGCCUCCUGCCCCGGCCCGCCGGCGGCAUGUCAGCUCCUGGUGCCGCCUCCCGCAGGUGACACCCGCCCUUCCGCUGCCGCCGCUUCCCCUUCUAUAUGGGCCACCUGCUCUCAAAGGAGACAAGGAGCUUGAGCCGGGACCGCCGCCGCCCGCGGGGGAAGGUGCCGUCACCGCGCAGCCGGAGCUGCUUCCUGCGCGGGCCCUGCAUGCUCUGCUUCAUCGUGCACGGCGCCAGCCCGCCCGCCCCCGAGCAGCCGCUGCCCGCCGGGGACCCUCUGCUGCCGCCGCCGCCCUACGUGUCGCUGACCGCCGCGGAGCAGCGCGUCGCCCGCCGCCUCCUGCGCCUGGCGCCCGCCGCCUGGGAACCGCCGGGCCGCUGCCAGCGCCUCUUCUUCUCCGGCCUGCUGCCCUCGCCGGUGCGGGGCCUCCUGGGGCCGCCCGGCGAGGUCUCCUCCGAGAUGGUGUGCAAGCGCAAGGGGGCCGGGCUGCCCGCCUGCCCGCCCUGCAAGCAGCCGCGCUGCGCCGCCGCUGCCGAGCCCGGCGCCUGCCAGUGCCCGGCGGAGCCUGAGCUGUUCGCCCUGCCCGGCGCCGCGGGGGAGGGCGGCGGGGGCACCGCCAGGCAGAGCGGCGGGGGACAGCCCGCCUCGUCGCCGUCUCCCACGCCCCAGCAGGACGAGAAGGAGCAGGGCCGGGAGGAGGAGAAGGAGCGGGACGGCGAGGCGGGCUGCGAGGAGCCGCUGGAGUAUCCCGGCGACAGCUGCCGGGAGCUGCUGCUGCCGCCCACCCCGGACAUCAAUCAGCUGCCACCUUCUAUCCUCCUCAAGAUAUUUUCCAACUUAUCUCUGAAUGACCGUUGCCUCUCAGUGUCAUUAGUCUGUAAAUACUGGCGUGAUCUCUGUUUAGAUUUUCAGUUUUGGAAGCAACUGGAUCUCAGUAGUCGUCAGCAGGUCACUGAUGAGCUGUUGGAAAAAAUAGCAUCAAGAAGCCAGAAUAUUACUGAAAUCAAUAUUUCUGAUUGUCGCAAUGUAUCUGAUACAGGAGUAUGCAUAUUGGCAAUUAAAUGUCCUGGGCUCCUCAGGUAUACUGCUUACAGGUGUAAACAGCUUUCGGACACCUCUAUUAUUGCAGUUGCCUCUCAGUGUCCUCUUCUUCAGAAAGUGCAUGUGGGCAAUCAAGACAGACUCACUGAUGAAGGCCUUAAGCAGCUCGGUUCAAAAUGCAGGGAAUUGAAAGACAUACAUUUUGGGCAAUGUUACAAGAUCUCAGAUGAAGGAAUGAUCAUUAUAGCUAAAGGCUGUCUGAAGCUGCAAAGAAUAUAUAUGCAAGAAAACAAAUUAGUGACAGAUCAGUCGGUGAAAGCUUUUGCUGAACAUUGCCCUGAGCUGCAGUAUGUUGGUUUCAUGGGCUGCUCUGUUACUUCAAAAGGAGUCAUUCACCUUACUAAUCUAAGAAAUCUUUCGAGCUUGGAUCUACGUCAUAUCACAGAACUGGACAAUGAAACCGUGAUGGAAAUAGUAAAGAGAUGCAAAAACCUUAAUUCUCUCAAUCUGUGUCUCAACUGGAUCAUUAAUGACAGAUGUGUGGAGGUGAUUGCCAGAGAAGGACGGAACUUGAAAGAACUGUAUUUAGUAUCCUGUAAGAUCACAGACUAUGCUCUGAUAGCCAUUGGGAGGUACAGCAUGACAAUAGAGACGGUGGAUGUUGGAUGGUGCAAGGAGAUCACAGACCGUGGAGCCACCCAGAUUGCUCAGCGCAGCAAAUCCCUCAGAUACUUGGGACUGAUGAGAUGUGAUCAGGUGAACGAGGCCACAGUGGAGCAGCUGGUGCAGCAAUAUCCACAUAUAACCUUUAGUACUGUGCUGCAGGAUUGCAAGAGAACACUGGAGCGGGCUUAUCAAAUGGGCUGGACACCCAAUAUGUCUUCUGGCUCCUAACCUUCUGUACCAACAUGUUCCAUUCUGCUGGAUUCAGUAGAUCUAAUGGGGAUUGCAGAAGGGUUUAUAACCUUUCAUAUGAUGCAAUAUAGUUGUGAGUUUACAGAGGUUACAGUAAAAUGGCAAAAGCUGUACACUGACUUUAACGUACUGUACAACUAAGUACAAAUACUGAAGCAAAACUUUAGAAAUGCAUUGUGGUUUUGUUUGCAUAAAAGUAAUAAAAGCCUUUGGCAAAUUUCUUGAAGUGGAUUCCUACUAGUUCUCUGGAUAGUUUGAGUUAUAGAUGUUAAGCUUGUUUUCCUCUGUUUAUUUUGCCUUGGUGUAGUGGUUUCACAUUCACUAAAUUCUGGUCUUAGUACUCACUCUUUUUCUGUGGGAGAGAGACUAGGAGAAAAACAAAGCAGGCUCAGCCUUAAAAAUUAACAAAUAGUUUUAUUAACACACACUAAAAGAAUAGAAAAAGAAAGUUGGAAAAAAACUAAAACAGAAUGAAACUUCAAAAACACUCUUCCCUCCCCUUACAAACUGUUAACUUUCCUACAAAACAACAUGAAGAGAAAAAAAUUGUGAUUUUUAGUCAGUUUCACAGUCUGACAAUAGUCUUUCAUCAAUUCUUUAGGCGAAGAGUCUCUCUUAGAGUCAUGGAUCCCACUGACAACUUAGAACAGUUCUCUUGUGGGUUUUUUAACUGUCACAAAAACAAGCACCUGGAGAAACCUGCCUUUGUGACCCUCCCAGGAGCAGUUUCCCAAGCUGCUUAUGGGUCAUGGGUCUUCGACUUUUGCAUACUGGAGUGUCACCUUUUAAAGAUGAAUAACUCCAAAGCAAAGGAUUCUUCACCUCAAGGUACAGAUCUAUCUUCUCACUUCUUCACUGGCGCAGAGAGCUUCUCAUCUUUAUCUCUGUUCAAGCAUCUUAUAGGAUUAAUAUUACUUAGUUCAUCACAAACACCUUUGCUUAAAUCCACACACAAAUCUAAACAAUCAUCUCCCCAAAUGCAUAUCUUUCCCAUGAUUUAAAGGAAUGAUCUAAAUAUAGAGUUCAUUCCCAUGGCUCAAAUAAGAAUAGAAAAACCAACUCUUCAAUCCUCUGUCCCAGUAGUCUUUUCACUCCUGCUCUACUGACUUCAUGCUGUUGUUCUUUAUGUUCACUCUGUCCUUUCUCACUCUCUCAGAGAAGGGCCAAGCUCCGGAAGCUUCAUGUUGCCAGGAAAGGGUUAAAUCUGCUCGGAGUCUUUGUCUCUCUCUCUGUAGCUGGUGGUGUUAGAUGUUCAAGGCCACGCUGGUGAGGGAGGAAGAACUCACACAGAAAGAUCAGAGAUCGGAGCACCUGGGCCGUCUGGAAUCACAAAAAAACCAGGCAAGAUCAUAAAUGCCUUCUCAGCCCACUCCUCGGUGUAAAUCGGGGCAGCUUCAGCCUAAAUGGUGCCCAUAGCUCUUUUCAGGGGCCCGGCAGAGAUCCCUCCCUGCUCCAGGGAAGUUUGGAGAAAGUAGUUGUUGUAAAACAGCAACUUCUCCUUCCCCGCCCCCUCCCACCUGGGAGCUGAUGGAAUCCGGCCAGGCCUCAGGCCAGCUCUCCCCCAAAAGGGGGGAGCAGCUCGAUGUUACCUGUCUCUCUCUGGCCAAAGGAAAAAGCAAAAGGCCCACCUACAGGAAAUCAAGGGGUUUUAUAUGGUACUUCCCAAAGUCGUAGCCAACAAUUUUCAGUGGUCAAAACAGAUGCCAAUAUUCCAACUAACCCUGUGAUAGGUCCCUGUCCUUUCUAAAGCAAUUCCCAGGUCCUGACCUGGAGAAUUAUUCUGCAUUCUUCUGUAACUAAAAAAUCAAACUGUACUAACCUAUGACACUUGGUCAUGUGUGUUUCCUUUGAUCUGUAAAUGGUAACUCAGUGCUAGCACUGGUGCAGUUAAUCAACAGAGGCCUGUGUUGAAACUGGGAACUAAACUUCUUUUUAUUACUAAAGCUAUGCAAGAGGUUUAAAGAUACAGAGUAAUAAGAAAAUCUACAAUUAAUUACAAUUUUCUUAUCAACAUCUUCCUUUUUUUUCUUUAAAUAUUAGAACCUGUAGCGAUAUUAAAAUCUUUCUCCCUUGACAUUUUAAUAAUGAGUAACAGUGCUUACCCUAACAAUAAUAUCAAUAAUAACUGUUCAUGAAGACAAAGAAUAACUGAAUAUACCAACUGUCAGAAAUAAGUUGGCAAUGCUUAUUAUAUUUGGCUGAAAAAAUUUACUCUUUAUUGUAAAUGAACUUGUCUCCUCUGACUAUGCUGUUCUGUUGAUGAAUUGGAAAAUUCAGAUGAAUAUCAGUCGAUAACAGGAUCCCUCUCAUUCCCUGUGUGGUUUUAUUUUAGAAUGGAUCUUACAAUGCAAAUAGUGCUUACCUUGAGAAGGCCAUCUAAACAUGAGUCCCAUUAUAAGUAUCAUUUUGUAGGAUCAGAUGCUUCUUAUUACAGUGUGUGCAAGGAAACACCCAAAUUAAACACAUAAAAAGAUUAAUUUUCUUUGUGGGGCUGUUACGGUUUAACCUCAAACAGCAACCAAUACCACACAGCCUCUCUCUCUCUCUCUCUCACACACACAUUUCAUUCUAAGGAGUUAAAUUUGAGCAGAGAAUUGUGAAAAUACAAACAUUGCAGCUUCAAUUUGGAGUUGCCUUAACCUUUAGAGUAUUACAAUUUGGUUAAGAAUGUUGUCAGGUGUGUAACACUGGAUAUUUGUUUUUCAAAGGUUACAGCAUUUUAAUCUAAACUAUGAAAUACUUAAGCUUCAGCUGAAAAGUUGCCAUUAUUGUCAAAAUGGUUUGCUAAUCCAGAAGGCCUAAUGCAGCAUAACAUAGAAGCUUGUUUAGUAUGGCUGUAUAACUCUGUAAAGCUAUUUGUUGAUUUCCAUAGCAUAAUUUUUACAAGAGAAACAUCAGCUCAUGUUAUUCCAGUGAGGAUGUUGAAUGUUUUCUUAUUAGACUUUUCAAAAUGGGGAUGAACUAAUUUCUCUGGAAAAAAAAUAUAUCGUAAAGAUUUUGUUUAAAAUAAGUGGUAAAUACUUGUGAACAUAUGUAAUGCUAUGCUGUUUAUUUACUCCAAAAUGGCAACAGUAUUUUAAGAAUAAAGCUAGUGAAUUAUAUUGCAGAUAUAGUACAGAAUCUUAGUCAAUUUUCUUUUAAUAUUUCUUCAUGAGUGCAUUAAAACUAUUCACACAAUUUGUAAGUUUCUAUUUUUUGUGAGACCUUUGAUCUUACAAUAAAUUGUAAUAAAAUAAGAAAUAUGUGAUGUUUUCUGUUUAUGUGUGUAGCUAACUGUCCUUAGACUGUACUAAUAGAAGGUCUGAAAUCUCCAUCGUUGAACAGAUAGAGCUCACCUGGACAUGAUCCUUAGUAAACUGGCCCUGCUGUGAGUGACAGAGUUUUAACUAAAUGACAUCCAGAGAUCUUUUUCAAUCUAAAACGUAUUGUAACUCUACAGAUUUUUUAAAUAUGGGUCUAC
This is a messenger RNA of Hirundo rustica (Barn swallow), 5419 nucleotides long. RefSeq names its product F-box and leucine rich repeat protein 17 (gene FBXL17). The transcript is spliced from 9 exons. Gene Ontology annotation, biological process: SCF-dependent proteasomal ubiquitin-dependent protein catabolic process. Gene Ontology annotation, cellular component: SCF ubiquitin ligase complex. Lineage: Eukaryota; Metazoa; Chordata; Aves; Passeriformes; Hirundinidae. Bases 100 to 1938 code for a protein of 612 amino acids. Gene Ontology annotation, molecular function: protein binding. The record is from RefSeq and is a predicted model, not a curated record.